Prosopis cineraria is the source of this 1411-nucleotide messenger RNA. RefSeq lists its product as uncharacterized. NCBI's taxonomy places the organism in Eukaryota, Viridiplantae, Streptophyta, Magnoliopsida, Fabales, Fabaceae. The coding region runs from base 529 to 1338 and encodes 269 amino acids. Gene Ontology annotation, cellular component: mitochondrial inner membrane. The transcript has 8 exons. Gene Ontology annotation, biological process: proton transmembrane transport; potassium ion transport. The record is from RefSeq and is a predicted model, not a curated record.
UUCCGUAUUCCGUAAUGCGCUUCCAGCGACGAUGACCAGAACCUCGAUAAUAUUUCGCAGCGCGAAGCUGACUCGGUUUGCUCGCGACCCGCAAUCGCAUGCGCCUCCUUCUGUUCUAUCUUCCUUUUUCACCCUCUAUUCUUCGCAUCUGGUUGUGUCCGUGUUUGUAUGUGGGCCAAAGUGCGUCGCUUUUUACGCCUUCUUCGUCUUUCUUUCCUUUCUCUCUUCUUCUGCUCCGUUACUUUCAGCCGCGAAAACUCGACCCCAUCUCACAAAGUCGUUACAUUUCCAUUGCUUGCUCUAAAAAUCAUAGGCCUCUUUUUAUGCUGGUGCAGGAGAUUCUCUACUUUGUUUUCGUGAUUAGACUUUUGGAAUAUGCAGAGUAUUACAAUUGUUACCGAAUCAAAGAGAAUGGAUCUUUAGUUCUUAACUGAUAAUAUUAUUCGUCGUCUGGGAAACCGCUCUGCAUUCUGCUUCGUCUCUUUCUAGGGUUUUACAGCCAAUAGACCUUCGCAUUUGGGCAGUAUCAUGAGAGCCAGAUUGGUCGUGUUCCCAAUACGAGGGAGGAUCUGGUGCUUCAGCCGAUCCGCUGACCCGUCUGUUUUGGCCUCCGAGGCUUCCUCUCAGGCUACUACAUUCAAGGAGCUCCGGAAAAACAUUUCUAUCAGUGGUAAAUCCUUUAACGCCAAUGCCGAGCUUUUGGUAGACUUCGUGGCCAACAAGAUGAGUAAAGCUUGGAUUGGAUUGGAAAAUGCACCGGAAGGAAGUUUUAAAAAUAAGAUUCAUGGGCUGGGCUUGCGGCUUUUGUCACGGGUUAAGCCGGCUGAGAUAUUUUUAAGAUCUAUAACAAAGGAAGUUACUCGGGUUGAAGUGAUUUACCCAUCUAGUUUGGAUGCUCGACUUGUUCGCCGAAGACUAAGGCAUGUGGCCAUGAGAGGGAAAAUCAUCCACAAGAAAUACUUAUAUGGUUCAAUUUCAAUGCUCCCACUGACCUCUUCCUUUGCCGUUCUACCUUUGCCUAAUGUUCCGUUCUUCUGGAAUUUAUUUCGAGCUUAUUCUCAUUGGAGAGCCCUUCAGGGAAGUGAGAAGCUGUUUCAACUAGUCUCGGAUUCUUCAAUCACAUCUGCUACCGAUAAGGAGGAAAAUGAUCAAAAUGACUCUAGAAAUGAAAGCUAUUCACUUGAGCCAUAUUGGGUAUUGAAGCCGUCUGAGGAACUUGAGAAUCUAGCCCGUCAUGAUAAUGAUGAUGAUGGUCUUAGUCAAUCCGCCAUCAAGAGAAUUUGCAAGAUCUAUGAUUUGGGUACAAAUGAUGUCAUAAAAUACCAGAGGCUUGGUUAAACUUAGAAAUUAUAUUGAUUGCUGCAGCAUUAUUUUGGCAUUUCUACUGGAAUUCAUUUGUUUUCCCUUUCAA